Messenger RNA from Monopterus albus (swamp eel), 609 nucleotides. Its product is annotated as myosin light chain 4. Bases 1 to 609 code for a protein of 202 amino acids. Gene Ontology annotation, molecular function: calcium ion binding. The transcript has a single exon. The record is from RefSeq and is a predicted model, not a curated record. Gene Ontology annotation, cellular component: myosin II complex. Lineage: Eukaryota; Metazoa; Chordata; Actinopteri; Synbranchiformes; Synbranchidae.
AUGCCACCAAAGAAGAUCGAACCAAAGAAACCCGAGCUCAAAAAGCCAGAGCCUAAGAAAGAUGCAGCUACAGCUGCUAAGCCAGCACCACGUCCAGAGCCACAGCCUGAGGCACCCAAGGAGCCCCCGUUUGACCCCAAGAGUGUCAAGGUUGAGUUCACCCCUGAGCAGAUUGAGGAGUUCAAGGAGGCCUUCACCUUGUUCGACCGCACAUCCACUGGAGAAAUGAAGAUCACAUAUGGUCAGUGUGGGGAUGUGAUGCGAGCUCUGGGCCAGAACCCUACCAAUGCAGAUGUGCUGAAAGUGCUUGGGAAACCACGGCCAGAGGACAUGAGCACUAAAAUGGUGGAUUUUGAGACCUUCUUGCCAAUGUUCCAACAUAUUUCCCGUGCCAAAGAUCAAGGCAACUUUGAGGAUUUUGUGGAGGGGCUCAGGGUUUUUGACAAGGAAGGCAAUGGCACCAUCAUGGGAGCAGAGCUGCGUCAUGUGCUGGCAACACUGGGAGAGAGGAUGACAGAAGAUGAGGUGGACAGACUGAUGGCUGGACAGGAGGAUGCCAAUGGAUGUAUCAACUAUGCAUCCUUUGUAAAGCACAUUCUCUCUGGGUGA